AAGAGAAGGGGGGGGUCUCAGCCGCCGGAGGAGGAGUAGGUUCGGGUGAAGAUGGCGGCAGCCGAGGCCGCGAACUGCAUCAUGGAGAAUUUUGUAGCCACCUUGGCUAAUGGGAUGAGCCUCCAGCCGCCUCUUGAAGAAGUGUCCUGUGGCCAGGCGGAAAGCAGCGAGAAGCCCAACGCAGAGGACAUGACGUCCAAAGACUACUACUUUGAUUCCUAUGCCCACUUCGGCAUCCACGAGGAGAUGCUGAAGGACGAGGUUCGCACCCUCACCUACCGCAACUCCAUGUUUCACAACCGGCACCUGUUCAAAGACAAGGUGGUGCUAGAUGUGGGCUCGGGCACAGGGAUCCUCUGCAUGUUUGCCGCCAAGGCUGGGGCACGGAAGGUCAUCGGGAUCGAAUGUUCCAGUAUCUCUGAUUACGCCGUGAAGAUCGUCAAAGCCAACAAGUUAGACCACGUGGUGACCAUCAUCAAAGGCAAGGUGGAGGAGGUGGAGCUGCCCGUAGAGAAGGUGGAUAUCAUCAUUAGCGAGUGGAUGGGUUACUGUCUCUUCUAUGAAUCCAUGCUCAACACCGUGCUGUACGCCCGAGACAAGUGGCUGGCGCCUGAUGGUCUCAUCUUCCCAGACCGGGCCACCCUGUACGUGACGGCCAUUGAGGACCGGCAGUACAAAGACUACAAAAUCCACUGGUGGGAGAACGUGUACGGCUUCGACAUGUCCUGCAUCAAAGAUGUGGCCAUCAAGGAGCCCCUGGUAGACGUCGUGGACCCGAAGCAGCUGGUCACCAAUGCCUGCCUCAUAAAGGAGGUGGACAUCUACACGGUCAAGGUGGAAGACCUCACCUUCACCUCACCUUUCUGCCUGCAAGUGAAACGCAACGACUACGUGCAUGCACUGGUGGCCUACUUCAACAUUGAGUUUACCCGCUGCCACAAGAGGACCGGCUUCUCCACCAGCCCCGAGUCCCCGUACACGCACUGGAAGCAGACAGUCUUUUACAUGGAGGAUUACCUGACCGUGAAGACAGGCGAGGAGAUCUUCGGCACCAUCGGAAUGCGGCCCAACGCCAAGAACAACCGCGACCUGGACUUCACCAUCGACCUGGAUUUCAAGGGCCAGCUGUGUGAGCUGUCCUGCUCCACGGACUACCGGAUGCGCUGAGCCGGAACCCACCUGCCCACCUUCUCCACCGCCCUGCCCACUAGGGACCCCACGGGGGUCCAGGGGCGUCCACGGGGGGAGAGGGGGCACCCUAGGUGGUGUCCCCUUUUCCUCUCCCUCCCACAGAAGGGGGAUCUUAGGGGCCUGGGAUGGGGGGAUGGGGAGGGCACAUCGUGACUGUGUUUUUUCAUAACUUAUGUUUUUAUAUGGUUGCAUUUACGCCAAUAAAUCCUCAGCUGUGGCC
Messenger RNA from Dipodomys spectabilis (banner-tailed kangaroo rat), 1411 nucleotides. It is a transcript of the gene Prmt1, whose product is annotated as protein arginine methyltransferase 1. The transcript has 11 exons. Bases 52 to 1167 code for a protein of 371 amino acids. The record is from RefSeq and is a predicted model, not a curated record. Gene Ontology annotation, molecular function: protein-arginine N-methyltransferase activity. NCBI's taxonomy places the organism in Eukaryota, Metazoa, Chordata, Mammalia, Rodentia, Heteromyidae. Gene Ontology annotation, cellular component: nucleus.